Messenger RNA from Cydia strobilella, 5037 nucleotides. RefSeq names its product calpain-A-like. The transcript has 17 exons. The record is from RefSeq and is a predicted model, not a curated record. Gene Ontology annotation, biological process: proteolysis. Gene Ontology annotation, cellular component: cytoplasm. NCBI's taxonomy places the organism in Eukaryota, Metazoa, Arthropoda, Insecta, Lepidoptera, Tortricidae. Bases 207 to 2345 code for a protein of 712 amino acids. Gene Ontology annotation, molecular function: calcium-dependent cysteine-type endopeptidase activity.
CGCGACCGCCGAGCACGGACGUGCCGUCGCGAGUGAAGUGCAUUGCGAUUAUUACGAAAAACAAGUGAAGUGAACAACAGUGAGUUACUGUGUUUUAUACCUACUGCUGUUGUACGAGUAGCUACCGCUGUUUAUGCACACACUGCUAACGCGGCGAUGCGGCGUCAGCGGCGCGCGCACACGGCGCGGCUGAUCUGCGGCGCGCCAUGAGGAAGUUCAUGCGCACACGCAGCGCCGCGCCCGCGCCCCUUGCACCGCUCCCGCCUCCCGCGCAGUACCCCGCCAAUGGGCUGAACGGCCAUACCAAGACCAACGGCCACGCCAAUGGCGGCCCGCGACGCGAUGACCACUCCACCCUCUCUAGAUCCAGCAGGUACUGGGGCGGGUCGGGCGCGGGCGCUGAGCUGUGGGAGGACCCCGACUUCCCGGCCUCGCCUCGUUCUAUCGGGGAGCGCGCCUCCGGCCUCACAUGGAGGCGGCCACACGAGCUGAGCUCAGCCCCGCUGUUCCUGGGCGCGGAGGCGGAGGACGCGGCGUGGGAGGUGGAGGUGGGCGCCCUGGGCAGCGGCGCCCUCUGCGCCGCGGCGGCCGCGCUGGCGCCCACCCCGCGCCUGCUGGCGCGCGUGGCGCCGCCGCAGAGCUUCAGGGACCACUACAGGGGCGCCUUCACGUUCCGCUUCUGGGUGUUCGGCACGUGGCGCGAGGUGGCGGUGGACGACCGGCUGCCGUGCCGCGGCGGCGGCGGCGGCGGCGGCGUCGUGCCGCGCCUGCUGUCCUCCACCGCGCGGCAAGGCGACUUCACGCUGCCUCUGCUAGAGAAGGCCUACGCCAAGCUCUACGGGUCGUACGCGGCGAUGCGCGCAGCGGGCGCGGCGGCGGCGGGCGAGGGCACCGCGCGAGCUCUACAAGAACUGACCGGGGGGAUAGUGCAAUCCUUCUCCCUGCAACGGCAGCCGCAGCCGCUGACGUUGCAAGUGCUGCACUCGGCGGCGCCGCGCUCCACCAUCAUCGUCGCUACUCCUAGCGAAAAGGAGUCAACAUGGCGCCGACGUUCUGGACUCGCGUCGGGGCAGGCGUACGUGGUGACGGGGCUGGCGCGCGUGCGCGGCGGCGCGGCGCUGGUGCGCGUGCGCGGGCGCGGGGCGUGGCGCGGCGCGUGGGCGAGGGGGAGCGCGGAGUGGAGGGCGCUAACGGUUGUGGACAGAGACGCGUUGGAUGCGAGAGCGCUACAUCCUGAUGAGUUCUGGAUGUCCUUCUCCGACUUCGCUUGCGUGUUCGCGCGUUUGGAGCUGGUUCAUGUUGGCCCUGAUGAUUGGAUGAGGGAGCCAGCACUCCACGCCAGGAGGCCUUGGAGGGCUGUGCUGGCCAGGCGUAGGUGGAGGAGGGGCUUCAACGCGGGCGGACCUCCUGAGGCUACAGAGACGACAGGCACGAACCCGCAGUUCCACGUAUCGAUCCCGGGCUGCGCGGGCGCCGGCAAGUGCCACGUCGUAGUGUCCGUGUUACAACAAUACUGCCCACGCGGACGGACAAGAUUAAAGGCGGUCGGGUUCGCUCUAUACGAGCUCCCUUCAGGAGGCACCGCUCCGGCGCCGCUGGUGGUGGCGGGGCUGCGCGCGCUGGACGUGACGCACUGGUCGCGCGCGCGCGAGGUCGCCACCUUCUUCACGCUGCCCGCGGGCGAGUACCUGCUCGUGCCGCACACCAGGCGCCCGCACACCGAGGCCGCCUUCCUGCUGAGGGUGCUGACCGACCAGCAUGCCGAUAUAUGGGAGGUGAACGAGGACAACCUUAUCGUGCGCAGCAUCAACGCCGAGUUCCCGGACGAGCGGCAGCCGAUACCGCCGGAGUUGCGGGCGACGCUUGUCAAGCUGUUCGGAAAGGAGGAAGUAGAAGAGGUGGACGCGACACAGCUGCGCGGUGCACUGCGGCGCAGCGGGCUCGGGCGCGGGCUGGGCGCGGCGGUGACGGGCGACGUGUGCCGCGCGCUGGUGGCGCUGCGCGACGCGCGCGUGGCGGGGCGCAUGCGCGCGGCGGACGUGCCGGCGCUGGCGCGGCUGCUGGCGCUGUGGCGCGGCGUGUGGGCGCGCCACCAGCGCUGCGGCGCCGUCUCCGCCUACCGCGCCAGGGACAUGCUGCGCCAGGCCGGCGUGCACGCCAGCAACAAGGUGUUGGAAGGCUGCGUGGUCCGCUUCGCACCUAAGGCGCACCUGGCGGCCGACGCGUUCCUUCUGGCGCUUGCUAGAAUUCACCUCGCGCACGAACGUUACCGCCUCCUCGACACGAAAUUGAAGUCCAAUCCUCUCUCGUUGGAAGAGAUGAUCCUGAUGACGAUCUACUCGUGAUCGCGAGGCGCGCAUGUUGUUGAGCCCGCUGUCGGUCUACUCCUGAGGCGCUUGUUGUUGGACCCGCUGUUGUCGGUCUACUCCUGAGGCGCUUGUUGUUGGACCAGCUGUUGUCGGUCUACUCCUGAAGCGCGUGUUGUUGGACCAGCUGUUGUUGGUCUACUCCUGAGGCGCGUGUUGUUGGACCCGCUGUUGUCGGUCUACUCAUCAGCGCGCAUGUUGUUGAGCCCGCUGUUGUCUGUUGCGGAACCUUUAUGUUUACUUAUUUUAUUUGUUUGUGCGACUGCAGUACGCUAGGACGAUUUCCCACAAACAUUCAGGGAUAGGGAUCUAUAACAUCAAUCAACUAUAAAACAUCUAUAUUGUUAUCUAAGUACCACUCCUUAAAAUCCGGUUCGAAGGACCUCCACGACAUAAAAAAAUACGUGCAAAGUAAUAAAUUGUCGUGCAAAAAGUCUAUAGGUAUAUUUAUGCAAAAAGAGUUGGAUGCUUCCUCCUGGAGAGAUAUAUUAAAUCAUUUUACGGUUUAGACUCACUUGUUUUAGUCACUCGCGCGACAUGCAAAAAAACCCAAUGUAAAAUGAUUUAAUGUUAGUAUGUCUCACAACAGUUUAAAUUCGAUUGGAGAGAUAUAUUUAUCUAUUACUUCUCUACAAUCUUGACCAUCUUAUCUUACUUCUAAACGAUAUAUAUUACGAGUUUUGAAUGAUUCACGGUUAGUUUCACUAGACUUAUAUUGAUCGGGAUAUGGAUCGUGAUUAGACUGAUUACCUUUUGUAUUGUUUUUGAGCUCCCGAUAUUUCGACGUAGAUACAUGCAUCUUGUUCACGGGUGACGGGAAAUAUCGGGAGCUCAAAAACAAUACAAAAGGUACAAUACAAUAAGUCUAGUAUUACGAUAUUAUUGUUUAUAGCCGACAUAAUAUAAAAUUCGUCAAAUGCUCCUUCUCUUUUGCUCAUGUCGGCGUUAAUAGACAUAAACAACACCACCAUACACCACACACCAGAGUCUCUUAUAUAGGCAUUAAUUAAAGAUGUUAUUUAAAUUUAUAAAUUUUAUUUACUUAGACAAGGUUCCAAAUUCAAAAACAAAACUCAAGCUUCCCGGGUUUAGGCUAUUGCAUGUUUUUUAAUAUUUCUGUGUGAAAUCGACCAGCGCUGCGUGUGCGCACGCUAGGUGUAUGAGCGGCGACCAAAGACCAAUCCGUCCAAACUGUGUACAGUACAAACGUUAACGUGCAGUUUGCUGCACUCACUUGUGAUAUACUUAAGUAGGCGAGGCGGGCUAUGGUAUUAUAACCAAUAACAAAAACAACUGUGAGGUUACUGUGUAUACAUUGGCUAAGAUUUCCACUAACUAUUCCUUCUAUAUUCUCCACUGAGAUGAAAAACAGGCAAAGGUGGGAUCUAUAGAACAAAACUUAUUAUGUAUUUCACAACAGGCCGAUUUUUCGAGUUUACGUGAGAUAUGUACACAUUCAAAUCAAAACUCGAAUGGCUAUAAUAAUCCGAUGAGUACAUAUAAUAGUGUUUGGGAUGGAACAAGGGCAAGCGAAUGAUGAUGAGUACAUAUAAUAAUAUAAUAAUAAAGCCUCUUUAUUCCCAUAUAACUUAUAGCUACAUGAUACAUAAUUUAAAUUUAAUCUUAUUUUUUAUUUUUACUUAAAUUAUAGGGACCCCUAUUGUAGGGUAUAAGCCUCCUCCAGAUUCUUCCACCUCGUUCUGUCCUGGGCUACUGUUAGCCAGUUUUUGCUGGAUACUUUUAUAAUAUCGUCCGCCCAUCUUUGUCGUGGAUGUCCAAUUUUUCUUUUCCCAACCGGACCGGCCCAGGAGUACAUAUAAUAGGUAUGAAUUAUCUUAGAUGAUUUUUUCGGGCUCCGGCCCUAAUCUGUUAAACAAAAGGUAUUGUUUCCUUUAUGCAGUGGUUACACUGCUUCCUGCUAAUAGCCCCGACAUAAGUAACGGGAACAAGCCCGUUUAAAAAGGAAAACCAUUCUAUUUAUAUGGUUCAAAUUCUUGAAACAGCCCAUUCGGAGACAACACGUUUUGUUAUCUCCAAAGAAAAUACCACCCUGAUUGUUCUCUGAAUGAGCUGUCAUAUAAAUUUGAACCUUUAUACUAUCACGAUAGUUGCUUUUUAAGCGACAUGGUUGCUUUGGCACGUGCUGAAGACCGCUCUUAAAAGAAACAAAGACUUUUGUUUAACAGAUUAGGGCCCGAGCCCGAAAAAAUCAUCUGAGAUAAUUCAUCCCUAUAUCUAGGUAUGUGUGCGUGCGAAAUCAACUUGUGUUGAAGUUACGGUUUUGUGUUAGCGACCAAUACCUCGGCCAAAUAGACAUCAACUGUGUUUAAAUAUGUCUCACUGCCUCUUCUAACUUCACAAACAAAAGAAUGUUUAUAUUUUUCUUCACUUCAAAGCCUGGAUGACCUCAAAAAAAGCCCGCCGUUCCUACGAGACGCUAAACGUAUUGUACCAACGAACACACACUUGAGUUGCCAUUUCCAAACUUAUUACUACAUAAUAAGAACCACAAAUGGCCACUUGAGUGUGGCUUCGAUCUAGAGUUUAAGAUAUUGUUAUAGAAUGAGAUAUUAUAUCUGGCGGUUAUAUUAAUUUAUUGCUGUAUUUAAUAGAAUAAGUUUCAAAUGUUCAUGUGCAAUUUAAAUUAUUUAUUAAAGAUUAUUUAUAAACA